AUGUCCAUUUCUCAUCGUCUACAACAACCUGUUCUCCGAUCGACUACCCAUAUUCGGUACCACGACGAAGAGCAAAUGGCUUCGCAUAUCGCAAACAUGCUCCACGUCUUAAUCCAGACCCUCUGGCUGUUAUCUGGAGCCCAGGCAUUUGUACUCUUCCCAGCGGCCAGUGUAAGCAACUACAACUCUUACUGUGCUGCAGCUCUGUCCACCAAUGUGACAGCCUGCAGCAAUCUGGUGGCGGCCUUUGACCCUGAUGAAACAUACACACCGGCUCUGCUCCAACAGCAUUGCACAGAGGAUUGCCGGGCUGCUUUGGGCCAGUGGACAAAGAAUAUAUCUGACGCUUGUUAUGGGGUGAAGUACAAAGACGACUUUACUGGUGUCUUUCUGCACAUCUCAGCCAUGCCGGGCAAGAUAUGGCACAACUUCAAUCAGACCUGUUCGAUGGAUGCGGGCCAGUACUGCAAUGUGGUUCUGGGCAAACUGCGAGCGACUGCCACUGGCACACCAUGUGCGAAAUGCCUUCUCGUGAAGAUGUGGAAUAAUGCCUUAUUUCCUUACGGCAAUGGACCCCUGGGUCGCUCCCGAAGUGAUCUUGCGAGUUAUACCUCGUUGUGUAGCUACACUGGCUAUUCUGUGCCCUCAACGACAACCGCGUCUUCUCCAGCUUCUUCCAGCAUCCCCAAGCCAACCGUGACUUGCGACGGAACACGAUACGCAAUUCAACCAGGUGAUAACUGUACCUCGAUUUCUUUACAGCAAAGUAUCGCGACGAUCUGGCUACUUCUCGACAACAGACUCACCGCAUACUGCCGCGACUUUCCCACGAAUGGCACCCUUUGCCUGGUGAACAAGUGCAAGGUAUACACAGUUCGGCCCGGAGACACCUGUGGGCGAAUUGCCAGUGGUCACAAUAUCAGCGUAGCACAAUUCCGAGACUGGAACCCCAACAUCGACAUCGGCUGCUACAAUCUCAAGCAGUGGGUUGGAUAUCAGGUCUGUGUCGACGUGCCUGGGCCCAAGUAUAUUGCCCCUACUUCAGUUCCAUGGUUGACCAAGUCCUACUCCACUGCGGCUCCUGUGCCAACCGGCCUGGCCAACAACAGCACACGCAACUGCGGGAGGUACCAUCUAGCUGUGCGAGAAGACUCUUGUAGCACGUUGGCUCGGACGUUUGGUGUUACAUUCGAGGACUUGAGCAUCCUCAAUCCGAGUAUCAAUCAAAAGUGGCUGUACCAACCUGGAAGUCAACAAGAGCUAUUGAAUUUACCCGUCGAAAAUUAUCCUGACUCCCCUGCAUAUACUGGUCGGUUCGAAGCGACGUCGACCAUUCCUUGGGACUCAUAUCCAGACUCCACGUAUACCCCCUCGUGGUUCUAUGAUCUGCCUAUCGCCCCAAGGACACCGACGGACUGCUGGACAUACUUGGACGGACGAGACCUUCAUCUACGCAGAGAAGGAUUCAGCGACUGUGCCGCCGUAGCAGCUUUAUGGAGCCUCAAUCUCACCCAGCUCGCAGCGUGGAAUCCAUCCUUGAACAUCUCAUCCCCAAAUUGCACCUUCUUGGAUGACUUUCGGUACUGCCUGUCGGAGAAACUGCGUUUUCCCUUGCACACACCAGAGGUGGGGACCUCUUCUAGCGCAUAUCCAACCAAGUCAUCCAGCCCAUCCCCCGUAUUGUCAACCCCAAACUCAAGCACAAGUACAUCCCGCAGCCCAGGCACAACGACCACAAACAUGCCCCCCGGCCCCUCUCCCACCCACCCCCACAGCAUUUCUCGCAACUGCAAUCAGUACGCCAAGGCCGUGCAGGGGGACUACUGCGUCCAAUUCGCCUAUAACCACGGCAUCAAGCCCGAGCAACUAUAUGAUUGGAACCUUGUGUUGGGAAAGAAUGGCACACAGUGUACGUAUGGUUUGCAAGCCGAAGUCUGGUACUGUGUUGGUGUGCGGAUACCCUCGCCGGUGGAAGCGUCUGGGAUACCAGGGAAUUGUGACCUAUACGCGAAGGCUUUGGGUGGUGAGCUAUGUACUGGGUUUGCAGGUCGAAACCAUAUCCAACCGAGCCAGUUGUAUGCGUGGAAUGCGGUGCUCGGGAACAACGGAGAGAGAUGCGGUGCGGCGAUGAUGGAAGGCGUCUACUUCUGCACUGGGAUCAACGAUGGGACCAGCUCCUUGUCUGCGUAG
Molecule: messenger RNA, 2190 nt
Organism: Aspergillus aculeatinus CBS 121060
Lineage: Eukaryota; Fungi; Ascomycota; Eurotiomycetes; Eurotiales; Aspergillaceae
Exons: 4
Coding region: 1-2190 (729 amino acids)
Source: RefSeq, a predicted model, not a curated record